Messenger RNA from Cajanus cajan (pigeon pea), 1372 nucleotides. Lineage: Eukaryota; Viridiplantae; Streptophyta; Magnoliopsida; Fabales; Fabaceae. The record is from RefSeq and is a predicted model, not a curated record.
AUAGAUAAUAGAACAUAACCCAGUUGAAGAUUCCAAAGGUGUGGGAGUGGAGAGUAGAGAAAAGAUGGCGCGGUUGUGUGUGGCGUGGUGCUCGGUGGCGGUGCUAGUGUGCGCGGCGGCGGUUGGUGCGUCGUGGGUGGAGGAGCCGAACCUGAUACGAAUGGUUUCGGACGUGGAGUCUGACGAGGUGUUUGGGGUGAUCGGGCAGUUCAGGAAUGCGUUGACUUUUGCGAGGUUCGUUGAUAGGUUCGGGAAGAGGUACCGAAGCGCGGAAGAGAUGAAGGAGAGGUUCGAGAUUUUCAAGCAAAACCUGAAGUUCAUCCGCUCCGCCAACAAGAAGCGCUUGCCCUACACUCUCGCUGUUAAUCAUUUUGCUGAUUGGAGUUGGGAGGAGUUCAAAACACACAGACUAGGCGCUGCCCAAAAUUGCUCUGCUACUCAUAAGGGCAACCACAAGCUUACCGAUGCUGUUCUUCCUCCCACGAAAGACUGGAGAAAACAUGGUAUAGUGAGUGCAGUUAAAGAUCAGGGCAGCUGUGGAUCAUGCUGGACAUUCAGCACAACUGGGGCUUUAGAAGCAGCCUAUGCACAGGCAUUUGGGAAGAGUGUGUCUCUUUCUGAGCAGCAGCUAGUGGAUUGUGCUGGUCGUUUCAAUAACUUUGGCUGUAAUGGUGGGUUGCCAUCACAAGCCUUUGAGUACAUUAAAUACAAUGGUGGACUUGAAACAGAAGAAGCAUAUCCCUACACUGGAGAAGAUGGUGUCUGCAAAUUCUCUGCUGAAAAUGUUGCUGUUCAAGUCCUUGACUCUGUCAAUAUCACCUUGGGUGCUGAGGAUGAAUUGAAGCAUGCAGUUGCAUUUGUUAGGCCAGUUAGUGUCGCUUUCCAAGUGGUUAACGGUUUCCGAUUCUACCAGAACGGAGUUUACUCUAGCAACACUUGUGGUAGCACUUCCCAGGAUGUGAACCAUGCCGUUCUUGCUGUUGGGUAUGGAGUUGAAAAUGGUGUCCCAUAUUGGCUCAUUAAAAAUUCAUGGGGAGAAAGCUGGGGUGACAAUGGCUACUUCAAGAUGGAACUGGGGAAGAACAUGUGUGGUGUUGCAACUUGUGCGUCUUAUCCGGUUGUGGCUUAAAUUCCACAACAAUAUGUCAAUAUGGUUCCCUGGUUCAGAGUGUAGCUGACGCCAGUAAAGAAAAGUGCCAUCAUUGUAUGAUGAAAUAUGCACCUAGUUUACAUGAUGUAUAAAAUAAGCUAGAAGUUGCUGUAAAUCACUUGAGGAUAUCAUACAUAAGUUGUGUGUAUCACAGACAUAAUUUGUUAGAUGCAUAUUUAUAAUAUUUAUACUCCACUCUUUGAUUAAUUAGCUAUUGAAAGA